This is a messenger RNA of Mycena indigotica, 1608 nucleotides long. Its product is annotated as F-box domain-containing protein. Gene Ontology annotation, molecular function: protein binding. Lineage: Eukaryota; Fungi; Basidiomycota; Agaricomycetes; Agaricales; Mycenaceae. The transcript has 4 exons. The coding region runs from base 1 to 1608 and encodes 535 amino acids. The record is from RefSeq and is a predicted model, not a curated record.
AUGUUCUCCUUGCCAAGCGACACUCACCAUUGUCGAAUACCGGCCCGCCCUCCUCCCGACACCCUUAUUCCACGUCUUCGUGAUGCCCUCUCUGUUCUCGAUGCCCGGAUGGCAGCUCUUUCAACACAAAGACGCGACAUCGAGUCCCGCCUUGAACAGGCGGUCCGUCUCCAGUCACCUGUGCUCCGCCUCCCAAGUGAACUGCUUUCGUCGAUUUUCGUUAUUGGGGUACUCGGAAAUCCAACGGACGACGAUCAAGGCGAUGGAGCUGUCAUGCUUCCAGCUCUUAUGCUCGUCUGUCGGUACUGGUUGCAAGUCGCGUUGGCUACCCCUUGUCUGUGGUCCCAAAUCACCGUCAGCCCACUCCAUUCGUUGGAACAAGCUCGUCGCAAACUUGCGAGGUCAAGUUCCUGCCCGCUUGACAUCAACAUCAACUUUGCGCCGCGGACAGACUAUUCUUCCAACAACUCUGGCGUCAUGGAGCAGGUUGUUCGAUCCAUGGACAUCUUCAGCCCCGCCAUUUGGCGGAUCAAGUCUCUUAGACUCAGUGUCCCUAAUCGGUCUCAAGCUCAUGCCGUUUUAUUGCGGUGUCAGGCUGAUGCGCCACUUCUUGAGGUCUUGUCUGUACGAGUCUUCCAUGCCCUCCAGGACGACAGUCAUUCUGCUCCGCCUCUUCCCUUAUUCAACGGCUCAACACCACGACUUCGCUCGUGUUCAUUCACGUCGUUUAAUUUCGGCUGGGAUAUCAGCCUCGUUUCACGCCUCCGUGUGUUGAAGUUGGGAGGCUAUUUCAACGCCCAUACCCCAUCCGCCAAUGUCCUUCUUGGCAUUCUGCGCGAAUGUCCGCAGCUCGAAGAGUUUGCCUUGCGCAAUUUCUCUGACGUCGACUGUGCUCCGUGUUUUACACCGACAGACUUUGAGUUUCCGACACUGACCAAAAUCGCUCAUCUACCAAAGUUGAAGCGGGUGGUCUUCUACUGUGCGGGAUUCGCAUUGACUCGACAACUCAUGGCACAGUUUUCCUUCCCAAACCUCGAGUCGCUUGAGCUCAGCUAUCUGGAGAAUGUCACCCCUAUUCUUCAGUUGUUAUACACUCAAUCACUCACUUAUCUACCAUUGCGAAAGCUGCGCAUAGAAUCUUGCCUCUUCAAUGAGCAGAAACUAUUAGCCUUGCUUCGCCGCACCUCACUGGUGGAAUUGGAGCUGGUUGAUGUGGAAGAUGCCUCAUCGGGGUUACUCCGGGGUCUAUCUUCGUCGCAACCGUGGAUUUGUCCCAAGUUGGAAUCUCUGACCCUCGAUGGAUGUACUUCGCUCGAUUGGGACUCGUUACGGACAUUCGUCGAGUCUCGGCUUCCCGCCAACUCCCCAGUUUACCACCAGCCGCGCGCGAUAACGUCUGCAUCCGUUGCGGCAGCUGAGCAUGCUUUGCGAUCACGUUCCCAGUUUCCGGCAGCCCCACGAAAUGUCCUGGGGCCGCUACGUUUGCGUUGUAUCGACGUCACCCGAUGCAGCCAAAUCAGUAAGGAAAUGGUCCAAUGGCUGCGAAUGUAUGUCGCACAAGUCAAGUGUGAACGGGCCAAAGGAGUUUGGGGCGAGCCCGUGCAUUGA